Messenger RNA from Phytophthora nicotianae INRA-310, 1416 nucleotides. RefSeq lists its product as hypothetical. Gene Ontology annotation, molecular function: histone H3K79 methyltransferase activity. The transcript has a single exon. Bases 46 to 1266 code for a protein of 406 amino acids. The record is from RefSeq and is a predicted model, not a curated record. Lineage: Eukaryota; Oomycota; Peronosporomycetes; Peronosporales; Peronosporaceae.
AUUUGAACUGGUCCAAUUGAGCUCGAGGGUCUUAUUACAGCUUCGAUGGCGGUCAUGUCGCCGCAGCACGCGGCCCCUUUCCUAUCUCCCACACGCGGUGACGCCCUCAAGAAGCGACCGAUGGCGUCACCAGCAACCGCGGUUGAGAAACCUCCCAAGACUCCCGGCAGCGCCACCGUCGGCCGCAAGCGCAAGAGUCCCAGCGCCCAGCCAAGCAGCAAUGCUACCACACCCGCCUCCAAUAAGAAGAGGACGCGGCUGUCCAUUGGCACGCCCGGCAAAGUGACACCAUUGGCCGACGUACGUGAACGAGAAGUUGAGCGGACGUUCACAGAGCAUGAGGUAUCCGAGGUGUACAAGACCAUCCGUAAGCAGACUGGAAGUCUCGGUGGUAACGCAGCCGGUGGAGCCAUCUACGGAGAGAUCACCCAAGCGUCGUUCCAGAGGGUAGUUGACUAUAUGAAGGAGAACUGCGAACUCUCCAAGACCAGCCGAUUCAUUGAUGUCGGCUCGGGACUGGGCAAGCCCAACUUCCACGUAGCUGUGGACCCUGGUGUGCAGGUUUCGUACGGCAUCGAGCUCGAGGAGCUACGCUGGCAUCUGUCGUUGCAUAAUCUACGCAGCGUAUUGUCGCUGGACUCGCAACGCAAGAAGCCUCUUGCGACGGUAUUUACAGCGGGGGAUAUCACCCACGCUCACUCGUUCGAACCCUUCUCGCAUGUGUAUAGUUUUGAUGUGGGCUUCCCACCCGACGUGAUGGACAAAAUGGCCGACAUGUUCAACCGCAGUUCAGCUAAAUACUUUGCCAGUUUCCAUGCACCACGGAAGGUCGUGGACAUGUAUGGGUUUUCAGUAGAGAAUAUCGGACGAGUGGCGACGUCGAUGGCAGGUUCGAGUGAGGGACAUCAGUGCUACUUCUAUCGGCGUGUGGCGUCGACUGACGAGGAAAGUGAAUCAGAGGACGAUGAGGUGUCGGUGAAGAUGUCACCUCCAAAUAAUACCGCAAAUGGCCCGCCGAUGACGGUGGAUCCUCUCUUUAGUAAGGGUAUUGAACUUCUGAAGGGCGGCAGUGAGGGUAUGAUCGAGUGGAUUGCCGACUUCUUCGGCCAAGCGAACGCUGGACGCACUCGCAGACAAAAGCGUGAGCUGCGUGAGCGCCCGAUGGACUCUUACUACCCAACGGUCAAGUCACACGUAGCAGCGGGGCGGAAAAGCAACAGGAAGGUACCCAGGACAACCAAGCGCAAGAUUAACCUUGGUGUCUAGACUGCCGUGUUUGCAAUUACGCUGGACCCUGCUGCCUGUUCACAAACGAAAUUACUAUAGUACAAGCACUGUUUACGUGUAGUUAUGGGGAACACAAACAGAUCUAUAGGAAUACAAGCUGCAUACAUGCAUUUUUACGCUCUAUAGCCU